This is a messenger RNA of Arctia plantaginis, 1026 nucleotides long. NCBI's taxonomy places the organism in Eukaryota, Metazoa, Arthropoda, Insecta, Lepidoptera, Erebidae. The record is from the annotation of a GenBank genome assembly.
AUGGCUACCUUCGAACGCAUGUUGUUAGCUCGGAAACAUAUAGUUAUAGCUGAAAGAUACAAUGUUGUCCGCAAACUUGGUGGUGGCAGCUUUGGAGAUAUCUUUUUAGGAAUAAACGUCAACGAUGGAGAGGAGGUAGCAGUGAAGAUUGAAUCUAUAAAGGCGCGGCACCCGCAGCUACUCUAUGAAAGCCGAGUAUAUAAGAUGCUCCAAGGGGGCAUCGGCAUUCCACAUAUAAGAUGGUACGGCUACGAGAGAGAUCACAACAUCCUAGUGAUGGACCUGCUCGGUCCGUCACUAGAGGAUCUAUUCAACUUUUGCUCGCGCCAGUUCACUAUCAAGACUGUGCUUAUGCUGGCAGACCAAAUGCUGGGCCGCAUGGAGUUCAUCCACUGCAAGUGCUUCAUCCACCGUGAUAUCAAGCCUGACAACUUCCUGAUGGGCAUCGGUCGUCACUGCAACAAGCUGUACAUGAUCGACUUUGGUCUUGCUAAGAAGUUCAGGGAUCUCCGCACCAGGGCCCACAUCUCGUAUCGCGAGGACAAGAAUCUUACCGGCACCGCUCGGUACGCGUCCAUAAACGCCCACCUCGGCAUCGAGCAAUCGCGACGGGACGACAUGGAGUCUCUCGGAUACGUGCUUAUGUAUUUCAACAGAGGCUCGCUGCCCUGGCAGGGCUUGAAAGCCAUCACCAAGAAGCAGAAGUACGAGCGGAUCAGCGAGAAGAAAAUGUCCACACCCGUCGAGGUCCUCUGUAAGGGAUUCCCGGCCGAGUUUGCGAUGUAUUUAAAUUACUGCCGCGGAUUGACUUUCGACGAAGCACCAGAUUAUAUGUAUUUGAGACAGCUGUUCCGCAUCCUGUUCCGCACAAUGAACUACCAGUACGACUACACGUUCGACUGGACGAUCCUGCGGCAGCGCAAGCAACACAUGGAGUCGGGCGCCGCCGCCGCCGACCGCCGCUCGCCCUCCGUGCAGCGCCGCGCGGCGCAGCAGCCCUCGCAGCCCCCGCCUAACAACGAGUGA